CACGUUUGUACUACUUGGUAAAAAUUCUAAGUAUAUUAAUAACUUCAUCUGAAUAAACCAUUUACUUCGUACGUUUUGAAGAUAUUAGAAAAAUAAAAUGCAGGACCCUGGUGCAAACUCGUCCUCUUUUAUGCCUGUCCGCAGACCGUCGCCGUCGUCGGCUUCACGAGGUCAAAAUACCGUGCAACAGCCGCAAAAAGGCAAUGGGGCCGCGAACAAUACUGCGGCCUCGGCGACCGUUGUUGGCCUCCGAGAUGGUAACUUUUCGAGGCGACGAGUUAACCACUCGGUCCACGAUCACAAAAAGGACAGCUUCAUAGAGUGGAUUCGGGCAAGCUUAAGACCGCAAUGGGACCUGAACAUGAUGUUGAUUAAGGCUUGAGAUGCUGUUUCACGACUUCUAUCACUAACAGCAAGAAGAUGAGGGAGUCCGAGUCUUCUAUCAGGGUGUAGUCAUCGUAUAGUCUAGGGGUUGGUAUGCUAGCCAAUGAUAGGCUUCAUGGAAUGGAAUAUCACUAAGCAAGAAGAUGAGGGAGUCUUCCAUUAUCAUGAUCCAUAGUGCAGGUAGUAGAAGAAGAUUCUCAAGCUGCACAUGAAGAUUCUUGCAGAAUCUAAGAAGCCGUGCUCAUCUACUUCAUGUUGAAACUUAUACUACCUGCAAAAGAAAUGCUGAUUCACGACGCAUUGACGAGUUGUCCCAAAAUUAUCAAGUUCUAUCAACAAGUGCUUCAUCUAAUUCACGCGGUGGCGUUGCUGUUUUCGCAAGAGUCGAGGAGCUCGUGAAAGAACACGUCGAGCUGCAGGACGACUCAAAACUGACGAGGAUACUCCCUGACGUCUCUCCCAUGCUUGCUCCCCUGAAAUUACGGGAUGCAUUUGCGAUUUACAACAAGAAGUACCGAAUUACGAAUCGCCGUUUCGUUGCACCAAGCUUCAACGAGAUUCGACACAUUGUGAACCUAGCUACUGUAUUAUCUCUUUGCAAUCUUAUCGAUGUUGAUGAAAUUAUAUUUCACGAGCUUGUGAACUUAGCGAGGGCUGUUCCGAUUCUGUGGAGCUACUCCUAUCAAUUUCUAACUAUACUUGAUGACUGUAGUUGCUGCUUGCAAACUUCUAUGGUCAAAUAACUAUCGCAGAUUUGUAGCACCCAUGCAAGCACGAUCCAUCUGCCUCUCGUGAGCAUGAUCACUACAUCAACAGAUCGUCAACUUCUUCAUCUAUUCAAAUUUUUACAGGUACUGGGUCUCCCUGGCUUAAAGCUGAUGACCUUUGAUGGCGACGGAACGUUGUACGUCGACCAGAAGAACUUCGAUGAUCUGUUUCUAGCCCAGCAGCUACUAGAACUACUCCAAAGUGGCGUGGCUGUCGCUCUUGUCACUGCAGCGAACUACGGUCUGCAGGGACACAAGUACGAAAUACGACUACGAGGCUUGCUUGACUUUUUCGCGGCCAAGAAAGUAUCACCGGAAUUGUGCAGGAACUUCUUCGUCGUAGCAGGCGAGAGCGGUUAUUUGCUGCGUUUGGCAGCUGUGAAAGAGGAAGUUUCGACCGCGAAGGCAAACGGAAAUGGAGUCGAUUCUGAAACUCCACACAAGGCGGGCGGAGGCGACGACAAGGAGAAACCAACCAAAAUGAAGACCGUUUACAAAUUAUGAAAAGCGUAGUUGUUAAUUGGAUUUUUAUCGUAAGCUCAAUGGCUCUCAAUGGCUAUGUUGAGAAGAAUAGGAGAGGCCGCGAAAACUAUGCUUCAACAGCACGUCAAGGAAGGCUACAAAAGACAAAAUUCUAUAUCACGCCCCAUUUACUUACUUACUUCAUCUGACAAGACACGACCUAAGCCAACCUAUUGUUCCCCAUCUCCUACACACACUGCACCCAGCAUCCUGCUUCUUCAUACCAAAUCGUCGGCGCUCAGGAUGAGUGGCAUUACUACAAUCGUGGUGGUAACUGUACGCCUAAUAUGAAACUCGUACUGGACCGAUGCGAGGAGACUUUUUAAGGCGAGCGCUCAUGCAUCCUCAGGAGCAUAAUCCUUGACCCUUUUUCCACCUGACAAAGGGAACAAAGGAUGUGCAAUUAGGGGUGCUAACGCGGUAGCUUUAAACUUUGAGGAAUGGCGUGAAGGACAUGAACAUGAGCGCUCAGAUCUUGCGGAAGCCAACGUCUGUAGGAUGUAUUCAAGCGAGCAACGCACGAAAGCCUGGUGAGGAGAACUACUACUUUCGAAGAGAACAGUUGGAUGAAUUGGUAUAAAUAUAAAUAUUUCUUAUUCUUUGUUGUACUAAUUCCAAUUAAACCAAUUGUCUCCUCGAGACAUUAAACCUUAGUACUGAGUACUGAACACAUGCGUCGACUAAUAAAAUGUAGAACCUCCUCCAGACAUUAAACCUUGGUACUAAUACCACUACUGCUGGGGAGCAACUUAAUGGACAAAAUUUUUGGAAUUGGUGGUUGUCUCAACGUGCACUAAAAAACCCACCAAGGAGAACAAUCGCUUUUUGUUGAUAAUCAAGUACUUAUGUACUUGCUUGACAUUGGCUUUUCUUCUUUCGGUUUUUGUUUUUUCUCGUUAGGUCUGCUCCACUAACAUUAUUGUUAUGCAUCAAUCACCCAGGUCUACCGCCUCCAAGAAACGUUAGUGGAGCUCCGCGAGCACAUCAGUUUUCCCUAUUGUGCUUUCAAUGGUGGGAAUGAUGUGUGGUUCGAUAUCGGGAAUAAAAGAGAGGGCAUUCACGGCUUGCAGCUUUUGCUUGAUGUGAAACCACAGAAUUGCAUCCACGUUGGUGACCAGAUGGCUAGAACGGGAAACGAUUUCAUGGCGCGGUUUAUUAGUCCAGUUUGCUGGAUCGUAAACCCGAGUGAGACGAAGAAAAUUUUGAAGCAUGUAUUACGGAAGUUCGGACCACAUCAUGCACCUGGUCAGAUCCUAGGCAGAUCACCCUCGGCGGACCCGCACAAGUCGACUCCGAACUCACCGAGUCUUGGCGUCCACGUGAUUGCGCCUACAGUUUUAGCCUUUGACCAGCCAAGAACAAAUCAGAGAACGCAAGAAACACAGACGACGCCUUCUUCAUCGAAAAAUGCAACUUCUGCAGGUCCUCCUCAACAUGAGGGAACAACGACAAGUACUACUAGUCUUCUACACGACGAUCCGAAUGAAAAAUCUUCCAUACAACAGCAAAAUAUCAAGCCAUCUCAACUACUACAUCAAGGUCCUCAAGGAGCAACUUCUACAACGACGCGACAGCACACGACAGGACAUGGAGUUCUUCAAGAGGACCAGCAAGAAGAUGAACCGGAACGAACCUCCUCUUCCAGUGUCUCCACCUCCUCCAACAGCCCUGAAAAGUAUGAAGAGCAACAGUCACCUCCCUCUGCGAAUUCGUCGGUCAAUUACGGCAGAUCCUCCUCUCGGAACAACAGUAUACAACACGGAGGCCAGCUCAGGUACGUGGCAUCGGAAGAAAGUCUUCUCGGUGACCUGCACACUCGCACAGACGGCAGCGGCCCGCGGUGUUUCAACGAAGAGGAGGACCGUCUAUCUUCACAAGGAAGUUCAGUGGGGUUCAGUAUAAAUACCGACGAGAUGGUUGUUGGUGCUGCUUCGUCGGGUAAGAAAUAUUAUAUCAACAACAAGCGAAGUGAUGAACGAACCGAACAAGAAGGUGGAGAUCGUUCUCGAGGACAACACCAACAGAUGACCAGUGUUGAUAGUAGGAAUCUUCAUUCCCUGUCUCAGCAUGGUCCAGCCAGUUCAACAACAGAUGGCGGUAGUGUGCGAGAGGAAAGCGUUACUGCUGCUGGAGAUGCUCUUGUUUCCAGUCAACCAGGCGUCGAGGUGGACGAUGGACAGUCUUCCCCCAAAAGCUACUACAUUCUAAGUAAAAACGCCUCCUUGAAUCCGCAGUUCAAUCACGUCACAGAUAAACCAUCUUCAUCUAGUUCUUCUUCGAGCAGGAGUAGGAGUGGAACGAGCGCCACUUUCAACGAGAACACGAAAAAUGAAAGGGUAGAAGAUCAAAGGGUAGAAGAUCAUGAUGCUUCUGGUACAACAGCUACAGGCGAAAAUCUUCUUCGGGACAUCAAGCAAGAGGAGAUCCAGAAGAGCCGUAGCGGAGAAGGGAGUACGACUAUCGCCGAUCAUGGUGGAACAAAUACCAGAAGAUUAGACGAUGAGAUGAAGAACGCCGCUAGUUCCAGUGGCGCACCUUCCACAACAGCAACGAAAGCCUAUAGGAAUAUAAAGUCCUCUUCAUCGCCGUCUCAGCAAAGAACUUCUAAGGGCUUAGUCACACAGCUAGACCUCAGGUCAAGUCCCUCGUCCAAGUCCAACACCUCAAGCAAAGUUACCGGAAACGAAUUCAUGGUCCACGAAACUUUAGAGGGUCCAGCACUGGUUUAUCGCAGGAGACACAGCUCAGAGAACAUGACUCUGGAAGAAAUUGCUGAUUGGGUACCAUCAAACGAGUCCUCUCCUCGCACCGCGGCACCAGGAGAUGACACUGAAAAUGAGUUAUGAAGAAGAGAGUCGAUGCUUUUUCUUUUUCGUUUUUGGAGGAGAAGAAGAAGAUCGCUGAUGUCGAGUAGUUUCCUGCGCUAUUGUCAAUGCCAACAUGCUACUGAACGACAGCUUGAUUUACAUCGUUCCACCCUAGAAUUUCCACCUGAUCCUGAUGUCUUCUAAUAAAAAUGCCAGAAACUGAAGACCAGAACCAGCACGACAACAAAGGUCAAAAUUAUAGUUUACGUUUGGACGGUUUGAGCGAUGAUGGAGGGAGAAGUCCUGCAACGGGUGAGCGUCCUCUAGUGGAGAUGACUGAAGAAUAUAUGCGCCGGGAAAAGAAUGUUAGGGAGUCGGGACGGAGGACAUAAGCAUAACUGAUCUCCGUGUUGGAGAGGUGGAUAAAUGACCUAGAAGUAGACAUAUCCUGCUUUGUGAGCCUAAGAACUACAUUAGCAUCUUUGUUGCUUGUAAUUCUUGUGUGCGGCAUCUUCUGUUACCUUUCGCAUUUGUUGUCUGCGAGUUUUCUAAAUUUUUUUCAAACGAGAAGCAAGUUUUCUAAAUUACCUCCUGUACACGCCUUCGAGUUCGGACAAUAAUGUCCUAGUCUUUGUUGCCUAGCAACUGCGCUCGUCGAUACCAAAACGUAAACUCUUUGUUGUUACAACUUCUAGUAUCACCAGUAUCUCCUGUUUGUACAAUACUAGCUUGUUGUAUGCUGUUCAGUUCUUUUUACCUGUACCUCGACCACCUAUUUUCGUUUUUUUAGUGAGUGGUACCUUUACCUACGUAGCGCGGGGAGCUUCUCGUUCACUUUCUGUCCAAGACCAUAACCAUAUGGCUGUCACGACCACAACGAGAAAGUUUCAUUGUCCUGGUGACAAGUAGAAUUUCCAUUGGAAUUUUGAUUUUAUCAUGUUAUCAUCAUGUACUAUUAGAAAAAUUGGAAAGGACCUAUAAUUAGAAGUAGGACAACUACAUUAGCCUGUCAGCUGCAGCUCAUAUAUUCGGAGAUAUGUUGAAAGGAUGAUGCAAAGGCACUAGUGCUUGAACUCAUGGUCGGGCUCUCAUAUGUCAACGGAUGAAAGGCAGGUGGUGCAAAAAACCUGCCACAGGCGUUUGGAAUAUUGGAACACCCUGGUGCCUCUUGAACAGAAAGGCACAGGGGAGGACACAACAAGAAAUGCUUCAGUCGUCCUCGACUGGCUUGUACAUGUUACAGUUUCAUCUACCUACUCCUUGUUAGAUGUUAGUGCUCGCCUUCGAAAUGAC
Messenger RNA from Amoebophrya sp. A25, 5773 nucleotides. NCBI's taxonomy places the organism in Eukaryota, Dinophyceae, Syndiniales, Amoebophryaceae. The record is from the annotation of a GenBank genome assembly.